UGUUGCUCAACUCCAAUCAGACCUGACUGAGGGUUUCUGGUUAGUCGGAAGUUUGACGCGCUGUAGGAGGGUUAAAAAGAUCCCACUGCAGGGCCGGAGGAAACAUUCAGGACCUUCACAGAGAAGAAGAACAACAGGAAGAUGAAGAGGCUCAGCUUACUCCUCUGUUUGGCUGCUAUGGCCGCAGCGCAGCCUGCAGUGGUCGACCCCCGAGGAUCGCGUCCCGUGGAGCACGCCACCAGGGAUGAAAAAUGUGCCACCCAGAAGGAGUGGCCUUUUUGCACAGACGAUGACUGGAACUCUAAGUGCCCGUCCGGCUGCAGGAUCCAGGGUCUGAUAGAUAAACAGGAUCAUCUGCUGCUAAAGAAGAUCCAGAAGAUCCGUAACCUGCUGGAUCAGCACAAGGCUAAGCAUCGUUCCAUCGACCAAGUGUCCAAGCAGACCUACGACGUCCUGAGGGAGAAACUCACCCUUGAUUCUGGAAAUGACAACCUGUAUUAUGACCUGGCCCAAAAUCUGCGUCAGAGGAUCACCGAAAUGAAGGUUCGGAUCGACACACAGCAGAAGACCCUGGCCGCCCUGAGGGACAGGGUCAAAGACCAGGUUGCCGAGAUGCUGAAAAUAGAGGUUGAUAUUGACAUGAAGCUGCGCUCCUGCAAAGGCUCCUGUGCCGUUCACACAAACUACCAGGUGGAUAGAGAGAGUUAUGUGGGUCUGGAUAAACAGAUCAAUCAGCUGGAGUCCUAUGAAACCCAGAGCCUCCAGUCAGUGGGGACCAUGUAUGUGAUGAAGAGCCGGCCUCUGAAGGAUGUGAUUGUUGACUCCAGGUUCAAGUCUAAGGAUGUGGCAGCUCAACAGACGGAGGACAUGUUCCCUCAGGUAAACACUGUUCAGUUUGUCUUAGAGGAGGAAGGCUCCAGUUCAUCUCCCGCCACCAUCUCCAAGGGCCCAGGUACAUCACACUCAUCGUCGUCCUCCUCAUUCUCUUCCUCGGCGACCUCCACCUCCCCGUCCUCUGCUAAAUCCAUCACUGAAUUCUCAGGACGUGGAGACGGCAAUUUUUUCAGCGGGUUCGAAGGGUCACAAAGCCAGCCCAGCAUUAGCCAUUCGAGCACCAAAACGGUCAGCUGUACAAAGACCGUCAGGAGGACCAUCAUCCAAACACCUAAUGGGCCGGUUGAAAGAGUGGAGGAAGUGGGUGGUGGACCAGAAUGUGAGGGAGUCGGUGGUUUUACAAAGGGGGAGAUGGGCUCUUUGUUCCCAUCAUUCGGUGGCUCCUCCUCCUCCUCCUUCUCUGCAAUUCAUUCUGGUGGAACAAAGGGAAGCCUCCUGGCAGAUUCUAAAUCCGGCCUGGAUCCAUUUGGAGCUGACUUUGGCGCGUUCUUGACCGACAACUCCGACGACGACGUUCCUGACUUCCACGCUCGGAGUGUGAAGAGCAAGGUUGUCGAAAGGCAACAGGAUUUUGUAGGAACAGACUGCGUCGACGUCUACCAGAAGCACCUGAACGGGGAAACGAACGGCCUUUUUAAGAUCAAACCCGCCGGCUCCACGGCAACCGUGGAGGUUUACUGCCACCAGGAGGGGAUAAUGGGUGGGUGGUUGUUAGUCCAGCAGAGAGAGAGUGGCGCCAUCAGCUUCAACCGCACCUGGGCCGAGUACCGCAACGGGUUCGGCUCGGUGGACGCUCAGGGGAAAGGAGAGUUCUGGCUGGGCAACCAGAACCUCCACCUGCUGACAAAGCAGCGGGAGACCAUGAUGAAGGUGGAGCUGGAGGACUGGGAGGGGGGCGUGGCUACCGCGGAGUACACGGUCAGGGUCGGCGCCGAGGAGGACGGGUUCCCCCUGCAGGUAUCCGGGUACAUCGGAGACGCCGGGGACGCCCUGGGACCCCACAACGGUAUGAAAUUCAGCACCUUGGACAGAGACAAUGACGGGUGGGGGGAGAGCUGCGCGGAGGCGUACGGGGGCGGAUGGUGGUACAACAGCUGCCAGACGGCCAACCUUAACGGGGUUUAUUACAAAGGUUCAUACGAGCCACACACUCAGUCACCGUAUAAAACUGCCAACGGUGUGGUGUGGGGCACAUUUAAACCGGACACCUACAGCCUGAAGGCGGCUCGGGUUUUCAUCCGACCCGCCGCUUUCUGAUCCAAACAAUCCGGACGUUUGUUCAUCUAUUGAAUAAAGAGAGAAACGAGGACAUGAGUGAAGGUUCCCCUCCUGUUCGACCUGUUGGUCAAUCAUUCUGAGAUUUCAACACAACCUCAAACAAUGUGAUUUACUGUAUCGACCUGUUUGUUAGCUUUAACUGUCCAAUGUUCUGAAAGUGACCCCGACUCUGUAAGGAUCAAUGUUUUAAUAAACACGAGUUCACUUCUA
This is a messenger RNA of Cyprinodon tularosa, 2382 nucleotides long. It is a transcript of the gene fga, whose product is annotated as fibrinogen alpha chain. Gene Ontology annotation, cellular component: fibrinogen complex. The transcript is spliced from 8 exons. Gene Ontology annotation, biological process: platelet activation; protein polymerization; blood coagulation. The record is from RefSeq and is a predicted model, not a curated record. Gene Ontology annotation, molecular function: signaling receptor binding. The coding region runs from base 142 to 2151 and encodes 669 amino acids. Lineage: Eukaryota; Metazoa; Chordata; Actinopteri; Cyprinodontiformes; Cyprinodontidae.